AUGUCUUUCGGAAGCAAGGCUAAGCUCAACACCGGCGCCGAGAUCCCCACUCUGGGAUACGGCACUUGGCAGUCCGCCCCCGGCGAAGUCUCCGUCGGUGUCUACGAGGCCCUCAAGGCCGGCUACCGCCACCUCGAUCUCGCCAAGAUCUACCAGAACCAGCCCGAGGUCGCCCAGGGUAUCAAGAAGGCCCUCGCCGAGAUCCCCGGCCUCAAGCGUGAGGACAUCUGGAUCACCUCCAAGCUGUGGAACAACAACCACAAGCCCGAGAACGUCGAGGCCGCUCUCGACGAGACUCUUAAGGAGCUUGAGCUCGACUACCUUGACCUCUACCUCAUCCACUGGCCCGUUGCCUUCAAGAAGGAUGGCGACAAGCUCUUCCCCCUCGCCGCCGAGGGUGAGGUUGACCUCGACCAGAGCGUCUCCUUGGUCGACACCUGGAAGGCCCUGAUCGACCUCCCCAAGUCCAAGGUCAAGAACAUCGGUGUUUCCAACUUCACCGUCGAGGACCUUCAGACCGUCAUCGAUGCCACCGGUGUCACCCCCGCCGUCAACCAGAUCGAGCGCCACCCCCUCCUCCAGCAGAACGACACCCUGAUCAAGUACGCCAAGGAAAAGAACAUUCACAUCACCGCCUACUCUGCCUUUGGCAACAACGGCUUCGGUCUCCCCCUCUUGAUCGAGAACGACGUCGUCAAGAAGAUCGCCACCAAGCUCAACGCCACCCCUGCCCAGGUCGUCCUCGCCUGGUCCCAGAACGGCGGCCACUCCGUCAUCCCCAAGUCCGUCACCCCCAGCCGCAUCCAGUCCAACUUCCAGGAGGUCAAGAUCUCGGACGAGGACGUCGCCGCCAUCAACGAGAUCGGCAAGGAGCCCCGCCGCUACAACAUUCCCUUCACCUACAAGCCCCGCUGGAACAUUAACAUCUGGGACGAAAAGGAGGAGAAGGAGGCCUCCAACAAGGUCGUUCGCAAGCUUUAA
This is a messenger RNA of Colletotrichum paranaense, 981 nucleotides long. RefSeq names its product aldo/keto reductase. The record is from RefSeq and is a predicted model, not a curated record. The transcript has 4 exons. NCBI's taxonomy places the organism in Eukaryota, Fungi, Ascomycota, Sordariomycetes, Glomerellales, Glomerellaceae. Bases 1 to 981 code for a protein of 326 amino acids. Gene Ontology annotation, molecular function: aldose reductase (NADPH) activity. Gene Ontology annotation, cellular component: cytosol.